Messenger RNA from Mucor velutinosus, 705 nucleotides. It is a transcript of the gene mrpl3, whose product is annotated as 54S ribosomal protein L3 mitochondrial. Gene Ontology annotation, molecular function: acetate transmembrane transporter activity. The record is from RefSeq and is a predicted model, not a curated record. The transcript has a single exon. Bases 1 to 705 code for a protein of 234 amino acids. Lineage: Eukaryota; Fungi; Mucoromycota; Mucoromycetes; Mucorales; Mucoraceae. Gene Ontology annotation, cellular component: plasma membrane.
AUGACCUCUUCUUCUAAUACCUCUUCUGUCGAACAAAAAGCUGAUAUCCAACAUCGCGAAAUUGACAUGCCUGUGGAUGAUGUAGUUGCUCAACGUGCUGCUCAAUUGCACGUCAAUGCUGUUCCUAAUCAUCUUGCAAAGUUGCAGCCUGCUCCCAUCGGUUUCGGUGCAUUUGCCCUCUGCUCAUUCGUGCUCGGCAUGUAUAACACUGGCUUGAUUACUGAUUUGCCUCAAGUGGCUGUUGGUGUUGCUUUUGGCUACGGUGCAAUGGGCCAAUUCGUCUGCGGUAUCUGUGAAUUGGUGCUCGGCAAUAUGUUUGCUGCUACUUCCAUGUUAACUUUCUCUGGUUUCUUCUUUACAUUUGGCAUCAUGAUGAUCCCUAGCUCUGGCUUCCUCGAAAUUGCUAUGGCCAACGGCGGUAUCCACACUGUUCAUUUGUGUAUGGGCCUUGUUCAACUUGGUUUUGCUUUUGCUGCCUUCUUCUUCUUGCUCGGCACACUCCGUCAACCUAUUCUCAUCCGUCUCGUUCUCUUGCAAGUCUUCUUGGCCUUCUUGUUUGGUGCCAUUGGUGGAUUGGCUGGUAGCAAUGCUUGCAACCAAGCCAGUGGUUGGAUAUCAUUCACUCUUGCCAUCACUGCUUGGUACAUUAUGUGUGCUCUUUUGUACACUCCUGAUCACACCAUGAUCAAGUUGCCUUUCUUUUAA